This is a messenger RNA of Micropterus salmoides (largemouth bass), 2641 nucleotides long. It is a transcript of the gene tbc1d19, whose product is annotated as TBC1 domain family, member 19. The transcript is spliced from 21 exons. NCBI's taxonomy places the organism in Eukaryota, Metazoa, Chordata, Actinopteri, Centrarchiformes, Centrarchidae. The record is from RefSeq and is a predicted model, not a curated record. The coding region runs from base 101 to 1678 and encodes 525 amino acids.
AGUUGCUAAGUAACCUCUGCAGGGGAUGCUAAUUUCUAGUGUACAGUGAAUCAAAUUGUGCCGUUUCAGACGGAAAACUGAACUCGCUUUGAUAAAGAGGAUGGACGACGGCACCGAGUUAUCCCUGACCAUCGCUCAGAUCGUGCAGCGGCUGAAGGGAAGCCAUUUACACUCUCAGAUAGAGAGACAAGCCAAAGAGUGUUUACAUCAGCCCGAGAUAAAACUGGAGUCCCUUAAAGAGGACGUACGCAGUUUUCUCAAAACGUCAGGCUGGGAAAGGAAGCUGCAGAAUGCAGUAUACAGAGAACUGCAUGUCCAGCUGCCCCCGAGCCAUCCUGCGGCUCCUCCAGAGCAUCUCAAAGAGCCGCUGGUCUAUAUGCGCAAGGCACAGGCCAGCUGGGAGAAGCGUGUCCUCAAAAGCCUGAACAGCAUGAGUACAGAGCUUGAAGUGCCUCUGGCUCGCAUGAGGCCCGCAACGGAGCAGAGGGAGCUCGCCAGCAAAUGGAACGAGAUGGGCACAGAUGAACCAGAUUUAAGUCGUUUUAGACCUGUUUACGCCCCUAAAGACUUUCUGGAGGUGUUAAUCAGCUUGCGGAACCCGAAUCAUGAUAGGAGCGAGGACAUCAGCGCCAGGAGCCACUGGGGUCUCAUCCAGGUUCCCCUCAAUGUCAGGGACAUUCCACAGCUGAGACAGGCCUAUUCAGAGCUCAGCCUGACCACUGGGCAAUUGGGGAUUGAUGACCAUGCACACAUCCAUCCAGACUUAUUUGAAAACGAUUAUGUUCAAAUUGGGAAAAAAGUGCUUGAGGAGCAGGACAGCGCAGCAGCGCAGCAGUACAGCAGGCAGGGCUGCCCCACCGGGCUCCGUGCAGACCUGUGGGCCCUCAUCCUCAACUGUACAAACCAGCCACAGGAUGUGAUGCACUACGAACAGCUAAUGGCUGGAGUCAUACAACACGACCUGCUGGUGGACAACCUUAUCUAUAAGGAUGUGAAGCUCACUGCCAGUAAUGAUGACUACUACUUUGUGUUUGAAGACUUCCUCUAUCAGGUGUUGCUGUGUUUCUCUCGGGACACCGCCGUCUUGGAUCACUUCAAAUACAACAGUGCCACUCCUCCCAAAUCCUACAUUCAGGGGAAGACAGGAGAUGAAGAGUGUGCUGUUGUUUAUCCUCCCAACGGUGUAAUCCUUUUUCAUGGGUUUUCAAUGUAUGUGGCACCUUUGUGUUUCUUGUACAACGAGCCAUCCAAGCUGUACAGUGUAUUCAGGGAAAUGUACAUCCGCUACUUCUUCAGAUUACACUCCAUCUCCUCCUCGCCCUCGGGUAUCGUGUCUUUGUGCCUGCAGUUUGAGCGUCUGCUCCAGACCCACCUGCCUCAGCUCUUCUACCACCUUCGACAGAUCGGGGCGCAGCCGUUGCGUAUCGCCUUUAAGUGGAUGGUGCGGGCCUUUUCUGGCUAUCUGUCUACAGACCAGCUGCUUCUUCUGUGGGACCGAAUCCUGGGAUAUGAUUCACUGGAGGUAGUUGCAGUCCUAGCAGCUUCUGUGUUUGCCUUCCGCGCCGAGAACCUGAUGGAAGUGACGUCACUGGCUUCAGCUGAGGCUGUCCUCGCUGACCUUUCAACUCUGAAGGUCAUGCCGCUCAUCCAGAUCUUUCUAUUUGCCACCGCCAUCUGAGGAGCAAGGAAACUACAGUGUGUGAGUCGUGGUACGUACAUGUGUACACUUGGCGGAUAAAGAGAUGCUCAAAAAAUGCCAUAACCACACCAACACUAUUAACCAUCCAUCAAGAAAUGCCAGGCUAAAUAUCAAGGACAUCAAGAAAUGAAGGAACACAUGCAUUACACACUUAAUCUUGCACUGGUUCAAGCGAAAAGCCAAACAACUCUUUAGCGUGUAUGCACCAUAAAUAGUGAAUACCCUGUAUCAUGUUAUUGUGUUGUUAGAUAUUGUAAGUAUAGCCUACAAACCAGUAAGGUUAAAGUAACCUCCUUACGCCAUAUGCUCUGCAGGAAAGAUGAUACCCACAGCAGUGCUGGGAUCAUCUGAGUAGCUCGUCAGGUGAUGAGUUGCAUGGAACAGUAAUUGUAUUCCGAGAGAACAACAGUAACAUCUCCAAGCUUGGCUAAUGAAGUGUUAAUUAGCUCUUGCAAUUUAUUUUGCGCUUUAGCUCCUGCUUGUAACACUAUUAGAUAAUGCUGCUGCUGAUGAACGAGGAGAUUGGACUAGCUGCGCCAGCGUGUUGAAAAAUAACAGUCAAAAAACACAAACUGGAUUAAUAUGUAACUUAUAUGUUUAGAAGCUGCUGUGUGUACACAUAAUUUAUUGUAUUUAUGAAGAAAUCGCUCUCAAGGGACAUUUAGCACCUCCAGUGCCAGUAUUUAUUUCAUUAUGAACAUUUUUCAUUUUUAAAUUAUGCAUUUAAUUCCUGAAUGUAUUCACCUGUUUUGUACAGUUUUUCAAAAACACACAGUGUAUGUCACCUUUUUGAUUUAAAUGCAAUCAAAUAAUUUUUUUCAUUUAUUAUCAGCAGUGUUCUUUGUCAGUCAGUGCCAAUGCCUUUCAUCCACAUUUUAAUGUUCAUUAUGACCUCAAAUAACUCUUUUCUUUGCAAAUAAAAUGAUGUUUUGUUGAAUUGGA